Messenger RNA from Phanerochaete carnosa HHB-10118-sp, 555 nucleotides. RefSeq lists its product as uncharacterized. The transcript is spliced from 6 exons. The coding region runs from base 1 to 555 and encodes 184 amino acids. Lineage: Eukaryota; Fungi; Basidiomycota; Agaricomycetes; Polyporales; Phanerochaetaceae. The record is from RefSeq and is a predicted model, not a curated record.
AUGGCGCGGCAACAUCCGGGCGGACCUGAGUUGGACCUGAGCCAUGGCAGGCGAGCCAAGCGCACGCUUGGCAACUGCCCCUUCUGGCUUGCCAGCAUUGCCCUGUACUUUGCGACAGGGCGGGCGUCGACCUUCUACGACGAGCUCACUGGGAAUUAUCUGUCACAGGCUCUGCUUGAUACCGUGUGCGACCUACGUCAAAGGCCCCAACCGCCUCUCGGCGUCCAUGUGCUCAGCGUCACGAAUCAGACGCACGCCUCCCAGCUACGAUACAGUGCUACGCUUUCGUGUAUCGUCCUGUGGGUGUACGGUCUGCGUUAUGUUGUCGGUGACUCCAAGGCUGCCGGUAAGCACCAGUUUGCCAUCAAAACUAUGUGUGUGGUCAAGGGCCGCAUCCAGUUCGGCUGGGAUCCGGACAUCAACGGCCCCGUAAACAUGGAUCCCGUCGACCGUACUGCCUGUUCAGCCGCCAUCGCAGCGCCCCGCCCUCUUCUUACCCUGCGUGACUGUCCCAGCAUUCCCCACGCUAUCGCCUACCCAAGCCCAUCCCAGUAA